Brassica rapa (field mustard) is the source of this 2940-nucleotide messenger RNA. RefSeq lists its product as uncharacterized. Gene Ontology annotation, molecular function: zinc ion binding. NCBI's taxonomy places the organism in Eukaryota, Viridiplantae, Streptophyta, Magnoliopsida, Brassicales, Brassicaceae. The record is from RefSeq and is a predicted model, not a curated record.
AUGUCUUCCUCAUCCUUCACCUCAGGAAAUUAUUACAGACGACGUAGGAAUACAGAAAGAGGAACGCCGAAAGAGUGUUGGUGUGGUGCACCAUCUGACAUUUUUACAUCUGGAAGCGAGACAAAUCCAGGAAGAUUGUACUAUUGCUGUGCAAAAGGAUAUCAUAAGAGUCAUUUAUUCAAAUGGGCGGAUGAGUGCUUGGUGGAAGAGGUUGAAGAUAUUAAGGCAGUGAUAAAUGGCAUGAAUAGAGACAUCUCGGAGUUGCGAGUUAACGUUGCUCAGUUGGCGAAUGGAGUAAAGACAGAAUCUGAGAGAAAAGGAGGCGAAUGUUUAAGUGAGAGUCGGUGUUUGAGGAAUGUGGUUGUUUGUGUAGCUGGAAUGGCGAUACUUUGCUACUACUACUUCUCUAUGGAUGUUUCUGAUGUUAAAUCACGGGGUUACCCUCCAAGAUUUUAUCUUGUAGGGUCUUCUAACCUAGAAAAUAAAGACAUUAAUCACAAUUUCCGUUCACGAGAUUUACCUCAUAUUAUAGAAACACUAGGAGAAGAUGUAUGGAAAGCACUGGUGAACUCUCCCAUUGGAGUAGUUGCUAGGCUAGUUGAACGCCGAAGCGUGUGGUCUGGUAGAACAGUACACUAUCUACUAUGUAGACAGCUGCGAGUACAUAGGAAGGAGAUAUGGAGUCUGGUGGUUGAUGAGCCUAUCAAGUUUAGCUUGGUAGAAUUUUGUGAGAUAACUGGGUUAAACACUGGUCCAUUGCCAACAAAAAGUUUUGAACCUGAUCCUGAUAAAUACAAACCGUUUUGGGCGAAGCUGAAGGUGUCGCUUGGGAGGGGACCCACGUUGGAUGAACUGAAGAACUCAAUAGAGGUCUGCCCGAGUUGGACAUUUGAAGAGUGUAAAUGGCUAGGGCUAUUAGUUCUUCAACACAUGGUACUUUAUUGUUUGCAUCAAAAUUCUCGGGUGCCAUUUGAAAGUGCCAAAAGAGUGUUUGACGAUGAAGCCAUGAAGUCGUAUCCAUGGGGUCGGACUGCAUACGAAGUUCUCAUUGACUCUAUUAAAAUGUUGGCUCCAGACAGGGGGUCAUACACAUUAAGCGGCCUAAAGGAUGCGUUAUUGAUUUGGGCGUAUGAAUCCAUCGUCUGCUUUGGCGAGUGUUUUGGGAGAGUGGUGAAUAAUGAAGACGUUCCACUUUUACGAUGGGGUGGAAAGCGUACUCGUGCAAAUUUCGAAAACUUGUUGUCUGCCGAGAUAAAACAACAUAGCCAGGUGCGUGUUAGGAGAAUGGUUUCGAAGGAGUCAAUCGAAGAGUUGUUGCCUGAAUGGUCGUGUCAACCUGACGACCCACAACUCGUUAACUCGAUAACAGACAUACAUGCAGGUAGAUUUGUAAAAGGUUUUUGGGAAGUGCAUGGAAAUGCGGAGGGAAAGGGUAACGAGAAGAAGAAGAAAGCUGAGCCACCCACUAAGAAGCAGAAUAAAGUUAAGACCAAUGAGGGUGAAGCUGCUGCAACGGGAAAGGGUUCAAGCGAAGAGGAAGGUAACAAAGAUUCGGGGAACAACGCGAGUCUGAUGGCCAUUGCGAGUACUCUGGAUAAACUUUCCAGUAAAUUUGAUCUGAUGGACGCGCGAUUUAAAAAACCAUUGGUGGACCAGAAGUUGAUAGAUGACAUGGUGAAAGUUACAGUGGAGGAGUGUCUGAAAGUUAUGGGGAUAGGAAAAAAUCCCCAAAACAAAGAAAACCUCUCAAACGUCGCCGCCGACCAACAACCUGAACCGUUGUCAUCACCGCAGCCUAAUACCCAGCAGAAGUCUGUCUGUAGUCCACUGUUAGCUGAAACCCUUGGAAAGGAUAUGGGACCUAGGAACAAUUUGUCCAACGAGCUUGAUAAGGAGAGAGGGAUGAAAAAACUUUGGCUAAGGAGUUUGGAACACAUGCUGAAGAUGAGGGCAACUAAGGCUGAAGACUUACGUCGCCGCUCCACGCGCAACCGUACUAUAAAGGAUGAGGAUGCAGAAGAUAAGAAAAAAACUGUGCAAGCAGAGGCUGUGUUGAAGAAGAAGGAGAAAGCUGCCGCUAAGAGAAAAGCGGCUGCCUCAAUGAAGCAAAAACAACAUGAGUUAAAGAAACCAAAACAGGCUGAGUUAAUGAAUGAAGAACAGGCUGAGUUAAAGAAUCAAGAACAGGCUGAGUUAAUGAAUGAAGAACUGGCUGAGUUAAAGAAUCAAGAAGCCGAUAAUGAGAAGAGAAAGAAUAUAACUACACCGCGUGCCAAUUUAAAAAGAUGCAAGGUUGAAGAUUCUGUAGAGGACAGUGAAUUUGCUGUAAUGACCGACGAAGUUCUUGCGGAGGAGAAUGAAAUCUUGCCGGAGUCGCCUAUGGCGAGUCAGGAAUUGAUUAGAUCUGCUAUAGUAAAGGAAUAUCGGGAGAAAACGGUUAAUUAUCUCCACAAGGCACCUGUUGAUCCGAUUGUAUUGGAUAAACUUAUGCAACACAUCUCGAGAAUUCCACCCAAACCACCAGCACCAGCAAAGAAAAGAGUUGUAAGAUCCGCCGCUCGUGAGGGUGACUUCUACAGCAUACUCAUCCUUGAAAGACCGUGGCCGCAUAGCCAAUAUGGAUGGUUGUUUGAUGAUCAUAUCUGUGCAUAUAUUAACGUCCUCUUUAAGAGGUCCAUGCGAGAUCCCACCCCAUUCUGGACCAAGCGAAUUGCCUUCAUUGAUCCUUGGUUCUUGAAGAAGUGGGUUGACGAUUACAAGCAGUUCAAGAUAAAACCUAAUAUGAUGAAGUUCACAGAGAAUGGUUAUGAAAAUCUUGUACACGUUUGUGGAGUUCUAGCGCUUGGUGUAAGUUUUGCUGGGAUAAACGAUAAAAAUAUUCAAGGUUUACGGUUGAAGAUGGCGGCAGAGAUCCUCGAUGAAGGAGGAAACAUGGCGUAG